Helianthus annuus (common sunflower) is the source of this 2052-nucleotide messenger RNA. Its product is annotated as beta-hexosaminidase 1. Gene Ontology annotation, molecular function: beta-N-acetylhexosaminidase activity. The transcript is spliced from 15 exons. Lineage: Eukaryota; Viridiplantae; Streptophyta; Magnoliopsida; Asterales; Asteraceae. The record is from RefSeq and is a predicted model, not a curated record. Gene Ontology annotation, biological process: glycosaminoglycan metabolic process; carbohydrate metabolic process. The coding region runs from base 86 to 1756 and encodes 556 amino acids. Gene Ontology annotation, cellular component: membrane.
CAUCUAGUGAACUACCCUCAAACCUAGAUAUUUCUCUAGGGACUCUCCACUUGAGGUCAAACACACCUUUCUCAUCUUCCCCAAAAUGUCCACCAGAUUCCCCACUAUAAACCCUAAUUCACCACACUUUUUCUUCACAAUUUUCUCAAUAUGUCUCUGUCUAACACCAAUCAUCACCAAUUCACGAACAAUUCGAACAAUUACCUCUUCUUCACACCUCUCAGACGAUUCAUCCACCACAUACCUCUGGCCGUUACCGUCGGAAUUCACUUCCGGCAACGAAACCCUAACUGUAAACCCUAAUUUAUCCAUCUCCGGCUCCGGCAACGGCGGAAAUUCAGUUAUUGUUCGAGACGCCUUUGCGAGAUACAAAUCGAUUAUAUUUAAGCAUGUAGGAAGGUCUAAAUUUAAAUUUAGCGAUUUGGAUUAUGAUGUUGGUAAAGUUAAUGUUAUUGUUCAUUCUAGCGAUGAAGAGCUACAAUUAGGUGUUGAUGAGAGUUAUACGUUGUUGAUUGCGAAGAGUAAUGGGCUUUCGAUUAUCGGAGAGGUUACUAUUGAAGCGAAUACGGUAUAUGGUGCAUUGCGCGGAUUAGAGACUUUUAGCCAAUUAUGUGGUUUUGAUUAUGGAACUAAAACUGUACAAAUUUACAAAGCUCCAUGGUUUAUCAAAGAUAAACCACGAUUUGCGUUUCGCGGGCUUUUACUUGAUACUUCAAGACACUAUUACCCAAUUGAGAUAAUCAAGCAAAUAAUUGAAUCUAUGUCAUAUGCCAAACUUAAUGUUCUGCAUUGGCACAUCAUAGAUGAACAGUCAUUUCCUUUAGAAGUACCUGCAUAUCCAAAGCUAUGGAAAGGUGCAUAUACGAAGUGGGAACGGUAUACUGUGGAAGAUGCUUCUGAAAUAGUUAACUUUGCGAAGAUGAGAGGUAUUAAUGUUAUGGCAGAGAUUGAUGUUCCUGGUCAUGCAGAAUCAUGGGGUACUGGAUAUCCUGAUCUUUGGCCUUCAUCUUCAUGUAGAGAACCUCUGGAUGUUUCAAAGAACUUCACUUUUGAGGUGCUUUCUGGGAUUUUACAAGAUAUGCGCGAUAUAUUUCCUUUUGAGCUCUUUCAUCUAGGAGGUGAUGAAGUCAAUACUGAUUGUUGGAAAUACACCCCACAUGUGAAGCAAUGGCUUAAAGAGAGGAACAUGACAGAAAAGGAUGCAUAUCAGUAUUUUGUGAUCAAAGGUCAAGAGAUAGCUAUAUCCAAAAACUGGAUCCCUGUCAAUUGGGAAGAAACGUUCAACACGUUUGCCGAAAAGCUCAAUCCAAAGACUGUUGUGCAUAACUGGUUGGGCCCAGGUGUUUGUCCAAAGGCAGUUGCACAAGGGUUUAAGUGCAUAUACAGCAAUCAAGGGGUUUGGUACCUCGAUCAUUUGGAUGUCCAAUGGGAUGGUUUCUAUGAUGCUGAGCCACUAGAAGGGAUAACUGAUUCUACUGAACAAAAACUUGUGAUUGGUGGAGAAGUUUGCAUGUGGAGUGAGACCGCUGAUCCUUCAAAUGUUCAGCAAACAAUAUGGCCUCGUGCUGCAGCUGCCGCAGAGCGGUUAUGGACCUCGAAGGAAGCGGCACCGAUAAGCAACACAUCUGAGACUGCAUUAACCAGGCUGCAGUACUUCAGGUGCCUACUGACUAGGCGUGGUGUUCAAGCUAGCCCUGUAACAAACUUCUAUGCUCGAAGCCCGCCUUCUGGUCCAGGAUCAUGCUAUGACCAGUAACUCAAUAUUCACCCCAUGUUCUGCUUCCUAAAGUUGUAUAUACUGUCGGUCCGGGCCAAACAGAUCCCAGAAAGCCCAACUGUCAUGACGCUUGUUCAUGAAAAUCAGGUUGUAUUUCCUUUUCCACUUGAUAUAAGCAAAACGUGUGUUGGUGUGAAACUCGACUUUUCAAGAUUGUACUUGUGUUUCGUUGUUGUUGUGGGUGACGAUGCUGUAGAUUGUGUGUUUACUGGACUGGACUGGACAUGUCCGUCCAAAAAAAUUAAUGAAUUUAGAUUUUCUUGGAUCUUUGGAAA